Messenger RNA from Dipodomys ordii (Ord's kangaroo rat), 1896 nucleotides. It is a transcript of the gene Smad3, whose product is annotated as SMAD family member 3. Lineage: Eukaryota; Metazoa; Chordata; Mammalia; Rodentia; Heteromyidae. The coding region runs from base 49 to 1326 and encodes 425 amino acids. Gene Ontology annotation, molecular function: RNA polymerase II cis-regulatory region sequence-specific DNA binding; DNA-binding transcription factor activity, RNA polymerase II-specific; I-SMAD binding. Gene Ontology annotation, biological process: regulation of transcription by RNA polymerase II; cell differentiation; anatomical structure morphogenesis. The transcript has 9 exons. Gene Ontology annotation, cellular component: heteromeric SMAD protein complex. The record is from RefSeq and is a predicted model, not a curated record.
CCCCCUUCUCCCCUCCUCCGAGGGGGGGGGCGCCCCGCGCGGCCAGCCAUGUCGUCCAUCCUGCCCUUCACCCCGCCGAUCGUGAAGCGCCUGCUGGGCUGGAAGAAGGGCGAGCAGAACGGGCAGGAGGAGAAAUGGUGCGAGAAGGCGGUGAAGAGCUUGGUGAAGAAGCUCAAGAAGACCGGGCAGCUGGACGAGCUGGAGAAGGCCAUCACCACGCAGAACGUCAACACCAAGUGCAUCACCAUCCCCAGGUCCCUGGACGGCCGGCUGCAGGUGUCUCAUCGGAAAGGACUUCCCCAUGUCAUCUACUGCCGUCUGUGGCGGUGGCCGGACCUGCACAGCCACCAUGAGCUGCGGGCCAUGGAGCUGUGUGAGUUUGCCUUCAAUAUGAAGAAAGACGAGGUGUGCGUUAACCCUUACCACUACCAGAGAGUGGAGACGCCAGUUCUACCUCCUGUGUUAGUGCCACGACACACAGAGAUUCCGGCCGAGUUUCCCCCAUUGGAUGACUACAGCCAUUCCAUCCCUGAGAACACCAACUUCCCUGCUGGCAUCGAGCCCCAGAGCAAUAUUCCAGAGACCCCACCCCCCGGCUACCUGAGUGAAGAUGGAGAAACCAGUGACCACCAGAUGAACCACAGUAUGGAUGCAGGUUCUCCAAACCUAUCCCCGAAUCCGAUGUCCCCAGCACACAAUAACUUGGACUUGCAGCCUGUCACCUACUGUGAGCCGGCCUUCUGGUGCUCCAUCUCCUAUUAUGAGCUGAACCAGCGUGUCGGGGAGACAUUCCACGCCUCGCAGCCGUCGAUGACAGUGGACGGCUUCACCGACCCCUCCAACUCAGAGCGCUUCUGCCUGGGUCUGCUGUCCAACGUCAACAGGAACGCCGCGGUCGAACUCACACGGAGGCACAUUGGGAGAGGCGUCCGGCUCUACUACAUCGGAGGGGAGGUGUUUGCUGAGUGUCUCAGCGACAGCGCCAUCUUCGUCCAGUCUCCCAACUGUAACCAGCGCUACGGCUGGCACCCAGCCACUGUCUGCAAGAUCCCCCCAGGAUGCAACCUGAAGAUCUUUAAUAAUCAGGAGUUUGCUGCCCUGCUGGCUCAGUCUGUCAACCAGGGCUUUGAGGCUGUGUACCAGCUGACGCGAAUGUGUACCAUCCGCAUGAGCUUCGUCAAAGGCUGGGGAGCGGAGUACAGGAGACAGACAGUGACCAGCACUCCCUGCUGGAUUGAGCUACACCUGAAUGGGCCUUUGCAGUGGCUUGAUAAGGUCCUUACCCAGAUGGGAUCCCCCAGCAUCCGCUGUUCGAGUGUGUCUUAGAGACCCUGGAUGUGAAGGGGAGGGAGAAAGGGCAGGCAUGGGGGAAAACCGCCAUGGAAGAGAUGGAGGAAUUCAGCACCCGUUCAACUUAUUCUCAUCAAGGAAGAAAAUUCUCUCUCUCAACUAAGGUGGCACAGGCCUGUUCUCUAAAACACAGAAGCAAACCCGGAAAUGGGCUUUCAUGGACAGCUAUGUGUGCUGAAUACACGUGCCCUCUACUCUGGUUUGCAAGGCAAGAAAUGGCUUCUGCUCACUUGAGCCAACAGGUAGCAGUUUCACCACUGCCCCUCCCCCAGCCUUCUCUUUUAAUGACAGUCGUGUGGGAUGUCACCAUGUCACCAGCUACCAAGAAAGCCCUGUCCUGGAUUGCAUGUAGAAUUCAACCUUGGAGGGUUGUUCCUAAACUCUUUGGCACUUCUGACAAAUAUCUUCUCAACUAAGCAGGCGCGGCGCGGCCCUCCCUAACCUUGGCAGUGUUGUGCACCUGGUGAACAUGGUGGUUUGGGUAAAGGAGGACUUGUCGGGCUCUCUCCCCUCAGAACAGCACAGCACAUGUGUUCAGCACAGCAC